AAUAAAUAUGAGCGAUAGUAAGACCAAGGCACUGCAAUACUUCAUCCAAGAAGCAACUGUUGGAGAGCUUGAAUAUAUCAUUGAUGAUAUUGGCACCAUCGUUGGGAAUAAAGAUUUCCUCCAGCAACCAGAAAUCAUCCAAGCCCUGAGGGAAUACCAAGAAAGACACCUUAACCAUCAAACCCUUCCAGAUGGAACAAAGGUAGUAGUUACAGAAAAGGGAAGAAGAGAGACUGAAGUCACGAAGGAGCCAGAGCCUGAGGCUGAAGGUGAAGGAGAGCAACCUCCAGCAGAGACUGAUCCAUUUGAGUUUACUUAUGUUGAUGAAGCAAGAAAUAUUAAAUUCACCCUUAAUGUAAACUCAGGAGAGGUCAAGGUAGUCAAUGAUGCUGAAAAGCAUCAUGAUGAAGCUGUCCAAGGGUUUAAAGAGCAAUUAGUAGAGUCCCUUGAUAAGUAUAUUGCUGGCCACUAUAAGGAACUUACCACUUUGGGCACUGUCUCUGUGGAAGGAACAGACCAGAUCACAGCUCAUAUCGAAAUAUCUUGUCAUAAUCUUAACCAUAAGAACUUCUGGGGAGGUGAAUGGCUGUCUAGAUGGACUGUAACACAUACUCUGGGUUCUUCUGACUUUGAAAUAACAGGCAGGAUCAAUAUUCACAAUCAUUAUUUCGAGCAAGGAAACAUUCAGUUCGAGCUCAAUAAAUCUUUCGAUUCUCCAACAGCAGGAACUGUUAGUGGAGAUGCUGCCGAAUCAAUUAUUGCGGCCAUCAACAAGCUUGAAGAAAACUACCAAGUAUCCCUGGAAGAGAUGUACGAAGAGAUCUCAGAUAACCACAUGAAGAAUCUCAGAAGAAAGUUGCCCUUCACUGGAAAGAACUUCGAAUGGGGAGUUUCCAAGUUAAUGUAA
This is a messenger RNA of Moneuplotes crassus, 907 nucleotides long. The record is from the annotation of a GenBank genome assembly. NCBI's taxonomy places the organism in Eukaryota, Ciliophora, Spirotrichea, Euplotida, Euplotidae.